AUGUCUCCCUCCCCAGACCCCAACCCAAGCCCAACUUUUCAACUCUUCACCUCCCUCCGCUACGAUCCCCUCCUCCUCCAAUCCCCACAAAACAUCGAAUCCUGGCCACUCCCCACACCCACCCCCUCCCCCUUCUACAUGCUCCCCUACCACCGCGACCGCCUCCUCCAAGCCGCAACCCACUUCUCCUUCCGCCCUGCCAUCCUCGCCAUCUCCGGAAAUUCCGGAUUCGAGAACCUCCUCUCCGUCCUCUCCUCCUCCAUUGACAUACAAUCUCCAACCCCGCUUCGCGUGCGCAUCGUCCUCGAUCACAAAGGAACCCUAAGCAUCGAAAGCAACCCCGUCCCCCCAGUCCCGCUAUCCAAUCUCUUCCCCACCCGUCUCCCACCUCCAUCCUCUAUCUCUCCUUCCCCCACUCCCUACAUCUCCCCCCUCACAGGCGGGGCUCUCACUCUCGGCCCUACCACCACCCUCCCCAGCGACCCUACCACCUCUUCCCCAUGGAUCAUCAUUCCCGACCCCUCCCCCACAAUCCCCACCCCCUACACUAGCUUCAAAACCACCUCGCGGUCCCAAUACGACACCGCGCGCUCGCGCGCCCACAUCCCCACCUUCACAUCACCCCAAGAAGUCCUCCUCAUUUCUUCUAAAGCGGAUGAGAUAAUGGAAGGUUCCCUCACAACUCCUUUCUUCUACCGAGAUGGAAAAUGGGUUACGCCGUCUGAGAAGAGCGGAGGUCAAAUUGGAACGACUAGACGAUGGGCAUUGGAGAAAGGAAUUUGCGAAGAAAGCACCAUCACCCUGGACUCCCUAACCGAAGGAGAAGAAUGUUGGAUCAGCAAUGGAGUACGAGGUUUUACAUGGGGGAAGAUCCAGCUUUCGCCUUAG
Botrytis byssoidea is the source of this 888-nucleotide messenger RNA. RefSeq lists its product as uncharacterized. Gene Ontology annotation, molecular function: catalytic activity. The transcript is spliced from 2 exons. Lineage: Eukaryota; Fungi; Ascomycota; Leotiomycetes; Helotiales; Sclerotiniaceae. The record is from RefSeq and is a predicted model, not a curated record. The coding region runs from base 1 to 888 and encodes 295 amino acids.